This is a messenger RNA of Ochotona curzoniae (black-lipped pika), 1571 nucleotides long. It is a transcript of the gene KRT20, whose product is annotated as keratin 20. The record is from RefSeq and is a predicted model, not a curated record. Gene Ontology annotation, molecular function: structural molecule activity. The transcript is spliced from 7 exons. Lineage: Eukaryota; Metazoa; Chordata; Mammalia; Lagomorpha; Ochotonidae.
AUGGAUUUCAGCCGCAGAAGUGUCCAUAGAAGCCUGAGUUCCUCUUCACAAGGCCCUGCGCUCAUCAUGAGCAGCUCCAUUUAUAGGCAGGGGGGCCAGCAGCGCCUUGGGGCUGCACCUAGCGUUUACGGGGGUGCUGGAGGCUAUGGCACCCGGAUCUCAACUGCCAGUUCUGCGGUGAGCUAUGGAAACAGUCUUGGCGGUGGCAGUGAUCUGUACCCUGGCAGCGAGAAAAUGGCCAUGCAGAACCUAAAUGACCGCCUGGCCAGCUACCUAGAUAAAGUGCGUUCCCUGGAGCAGUCCAACACCAAACUCGAAGCCCUGAUCAAGCAGUGGUACGAAGCCAAUGCACCCAGUGGCAUCCGGGACUUCAGUGCCUACUACCAGCAAAUCGAAGAGCUGCAGAACCAGAUUAAGAAUGCGCAAUUGGAAAACGCCCGGUGUACCCUGCAAAUUGACAAUGUCAAACUGGCCGCUGAGGACUUUAGACUGAAGUUUGAGACCGAGAGGGGGCUAUGCCUAACAGUGGAGGCCGACCUUCAAGGUUUGCGUAAGAUUCUUGGUGAACUAGCCCUACAGAGAACUGACUUGGAGAUUCAAAUUGAAGAACUGAAUAAAGAGCUGGAUCUCCUCAAGAGAGAACACGAGGAGGAAGUCAAUGUCCUACGCCGGCAACUAGGCAACACUGUGAAUGUGGAGGUGGAUGCGGCUCCGGGCCUAAACCUCGGGGAAAUCAUGAGUGAAAUGAGACAGAAAUACGAAGUCCUGGCCCAGAAGAACCUUCAAGAGGCCAAGGAACAGUUUGAGCGACAGACGGAAACUCUGCAGCAGCAAGUCACGGUGGAUACUCAGGAGUUGAAAGGAAUCGAGGCCCAAGUGACGGAGCUGAAGCGCACCCAGCAGAUCCUGGAGAUAGAACUCCAAUCCCAACUCGGCAUGAAAGAAUCUUUGGAGCGCACCCUGGAAGAGACCAAAGCUCGUUACAGUAACCAGUUGGCCACUCUCCAGGGCAUGCUGAGCUCUCUGGAGGCCCAACUGAUGCAGGUGCGGAGUGACACAGAACGCCAGAACAAUGAGUACAACGCCCUUCUGGACAUAAAGACCCGGCUGGAGCAGGAAAUUGCUACUUACCGCCGCCUUCUGGAAGGAGACGAUGUAAAAACUGCACAUUAUAAAUCAGCAGUCAUGUCCCUACAUUAACACUUAAUGCUUAAUACGCAUUCAGAUGUAAAGAAAACCAGGAAGAUUAAGACAGUCGUGGAAGAAGUCGUGGACGGCAAGGUCGUGUCAAGUGAAAUCAGGGAGAUAGAAGAACCCGUCUGAAGAGCUUGCAGAAGCAGAGCCUGCUGAGGUCUUAAAAGAAAUAUAGCUGUAAUAUUUUUCUCUUGACAAUAAAAUGGCCAGCCCAAAGCACUACUAAUUCCUUAUAAUAAUUAGAAAGAAGGAAAUCUCUGUAAUCAAAUAUAAAUGUUUUACUCAGAGGAUCUAAAAAUUGCCUGCGAACAUGAGAUUCAUUGAGCACUAGAAUCUUUAAAAUGUCGUUAGGGUCGUCUUAAUCAUGAAAUGCAUUC